AUGACCACCGACGCCGAAUCGCGACGCGCAAAGAAGCGCCAAACAGACAGGAAUGCGCAACGACAGCAUCGGAAGCGUCAGAAGCAGUACAUCGAAGGACUCGAGGCUCAGAUAUCUCUUCUUAAAUCAGCCGGUAAGACUGAAGCCUCGCAGCUUGCAGCCCAGAACCUGCAAUUACAAGAUGAGCUCCAACAAAUGCGUGGUCUCUGGGACGAGAUGGAGAACAUACUGCAACGCCAACGCGACCUCAGGUCAAGCUCGAUACUCAAUGCGCCAUUGGUCUGUUCUGAUGGUAGUCCAACGCCCAGCUACGAUAGCAAUAAUGAGAGGGACGCUUCGGCACAGGCAUUUGCUGUGAGGUCUUCAAGCUUCAACGACACCACCCAAGUGCGCCCUGCAGUGCAACCGGUACCUGCUGUCGUGGAUGGCCACUUGCAAUCCACCAGACUUUCUGAUCUGGAUGGACUUAUGCUUCAUAACACAUCGUCGAGCCACAAUCUAACAGACGAUCUGAUCCGCUGCGACACCUUGGAUCUUCAUGAUGGCUCCCACCUACUAAGCGCAGACAGUAAUGAGAUGGAUGCGAUUCUGGGAGACGACUUUCAGCUAGCCAGUAUGGAUCAUUUAGAUGAAAGCGACAGGGCCACGACCGAACUCACUCACUCGCAAUCCCUGACUGUCAGGAAUAAAGACACAGACCACUUCUCUGCAAUGGAUUCAUCGCAGUUGCAGACACCUCGAGCGCAUGAGUCCGAAACUGCCAUGACCAUGAGAUGGAUAACCAGCCCAAGCCAUCUUCUCCGUGAAGAUGACGACAUCGAUCACUUCCCAGAAGUCGAGGACAGCUCAUCGCAUCAGCACGAAAAGCAACGUACCCCAGAUCCUCUUGACGGCUUCACAGAGUUAUUCGAUGCAUGCAUGAAGCACAACCUACCUGCCUUCCGCUCAAACAUGCCCAUGCUAAUGUUUUCAUCCGCUGCAAAAGACGUACUGUUACAUGAGAUGAUACAGCGUGCUAGCCAGAACCCAGAGUCCAUCGGUCCCCCAGUUCUGAUUGACUUUCUCGUUGAUAAUAAACAGAAUUCGCUGUCGACUGACCUGAAGGUGUAUCUGGAGCCCGUGCGGAAAACACGGCGGACAUCAGAGUAUCUUGCAACAUACUGGGUUCUGUAUCUAUUAUUGAGGUGGCAAAUUGUUCGUAGUGAAGAUGCCUACCAUAGCUUACCGCCUUGGCUUCGACCUACACCCUUGCAGCUCGUCGUACAUCACCCAAUGGCAGCUGAUCUCAUAGCAUGGCCCGCGAUAAGAGAGGGACUCGUCCAGAUGUCCAUGUCAGAUCCAGAUCGCGUGUAUGAUGUUUCUACAGAUAUUGGGAAAUACCUCACCGUCGAAAUCUCAACGUCCGAGUCUGAUUUAGUACAUGACCCGCAGCAACUCGUCUCCAAGAUUUUGGAUCUGAACAAUUGGAAGCUGGAUAAGGAAUUCUUUAAUCGUUACCCGCAAUGGAAGGGUAACACAACCUGA
Messenger RNA from Fusarium tjaetaba, 1524 nucleotides. Its product is annotated as bZIP transcription. Gene Ontology annotation, biological process: regulation of DNA-templated transcription. Gene Ontology annotation, molecular function: DNA-binding transcription factor activity. Lineage: Eukaryota; Fungi; Ascomycota; Sordariomycetes; Hypocreales; Nectriaceae. The transcript has 4 exons. Bases 1 to 1524 code for a protein of 507 amino acids. The record is from RefSeq and is a predicted model, not a curated record.